AAAGGCCCAAAACUGCGUCGGUGUCGGAGGCGGGUGGCGCGCCACUGUCAAAGCCGCACCAACGAGAUUUCAGUUUAAAGAAUUCGCAAUAAACAAUUCAAUGGCCGCCUCGUGGUCGAAUUUAUUCGAGCACAAUCAUUUGUAAUGAGUGGAACAAUUCAGAAAAUUAGAGGGCGUCCACUUUCUGACUAAACAAAUACUCAUAUGAACAAGAACAGGAAGGCUCUCUCCAUUUUGAUGCGUGCUAGAAUGCGUCCACUUUCCCCCACCACCAACAGAAUAAAUCAAAUGCAAUUCCCGCCAAUCGAUGGCGUUAGGAACGGCAAAGUUUCUACUUCUCAGGAGGCCUCCGCCACUCUGCACACAGAUUUUCUGAGAGUGCAACAAUCGAUGCAUGCUGCUAUGUCAAUGAACAAGACAGAGAUUCUAGAUGUUGCACUAGAUGAUUUUUCUGAGGGUUACUAUGGCCUUCCCAAUGAGAACCGUCGGGCAUUAUUGUUGACACUUGCUAGAGAAUAUGAUCUUAAUCGGAAGCAAGUUCGUGAUUUGAUGAAACAAUAUCUUGGACUUGAACUUCCAAGCAGCGAUAAGCUGCUGGAAAAUGCACAUGAAGGCGAGGGAUCAUUCUCUGCUUUCUACAGGAUCGAGCGGAAUUUGAGGGAAUCGCUCAAGCCAAUGUAUGAAGUUCUUUUUGAACGGCUGAACACACACCCAGGAGGACUAAGAUUCUUAUCAAUUAUGAGGGCCGACAUACUAUCUUUUCUCGCGGAGGAGAAUACUGCCGUGCUGAGAGCAUUGGACUCUUACUUGAAAGAGAAGCUUAUUACAUGGCUCAGUCCUGCAAAUCUUCAGCUUCAUCACAUAACUUGGGAUGAUUCAGCAUCUCUGUUGGAAAAGAUUGUAGCACAUGAGGCAGUACAUCCAAUCAGUAAUCUUUUAGAUCUGAAGCGAAGACUGGGUAUGGGACGCCGCUGUUUUGGGUACUUACACCCAGCGAUUCCAGGCGAACCAUUAAUUUUUAUUGAAGUUGCACUCAUGAAGCACGUGGCUCAAACAAUACAGGAAGUUCUAUGGGAUGAUCCUCCAAUACCUGAAUGUGAGGCAACAUGUGCACUUUUUUACUCCAUCUCUUCUACUCAGCCAGGUUUAUCUGGAAUCAACCUGGGAAAGUUUCUUAUAAAACGUGUGAUUGAUGUCGUUAGAAGAGACAUGCCAACAAUUUCAACAUUUGCGACACUUAGUCCUAUACCAGGUUACAUGCAAUGGAUUUUGUCAAAACUGGCACCCACUGAAAUAUCUGAUUCAACUUUCAGUGAGAACUUGCUAACACCUGAAGAAGAAAGUGCACUCCUCGAGGCUACCGAAGAACUUACCAUGGGAAAAAAUGGGAUGGAAGUAUUGCGGAACUUGUUGUCAUCAAGUGAAAAGUGGAUUAAUUCAGAAAAGUUGGCAUCUCUGCUGAGAAUUCCUCUAAUGAGGCUCUGUGCCAGGUAUCUUCUUCAAGAGAAGAAGAGAGGAAAAGCUCUGGAUUCUGUUGGAAAUUUUCACUUGCAAAAUGGAGCGAUGGUUGGAAGGAUUAAUUGGAUGGCAGAUCUAUCCGAAAAGGGUCUAAAGCAAAGUGCGGGCAUAAUGGUGAACUACAUUUAUGAGGUGGAUCAUAUUGAGGAAAAUGCUCAGUCGUAUUUUGGUGAUGGGGAAAUUGGAGCUUCUGAUGAAGUCAGAUCCUACCUUAAGCCACGUCAAGAGGAUCACCAAGAAGAAAUAAAAGAAUAGAAGGUUGGUGAAUGCCUCAGCAUCUCCUCUAAUAGUAAGCAUUUUUCGCAAUAUGAAGGUAUAUAUACCGAUGUUUAUGUAAGAAUUAUUCGUCAUUUGCUUAUGAGAAGCUAUGGCCUGCAUCUGUAUAGUUUACUCCAAACAAGUAGGAUUAAAAAUCAAGCUGCUUAAUUAAUCCCAGACUUCUCUGCAGGCUUGUAUUUAACAAAUCUGGAUAUUUUUUUAAUAACAUAUUUGUAUUUGCAAAA
This is a messenger RNA of Salvia splendens (bonfire salvia), 2021 nucleotides long. Its product is annotated as malonyl-CoA decarboxylase, mitochondrial. NCBI's taxonomy places the organism in Eukaryota, Viridiplantae, Streptophyta, Magnoliopsida, Lamiales, Lamiaceae. The record is from RefSeq and is a predicted model, not a curated record. The transcript is spliced from 16 exons. Gene Ontology annotation, cellular component: peroxisomal matrix; mitochondrial matrix. Gene Ontology annotation, molecular function: malonyl-CoA decarboxylase activity. Gene Ontology annotation, biological process: fatty acid biosynthetic process; acetyl-CoA biosynthetic process; malonyl-CoA catabolic process. Bases 205 to 1773 code for a protein of 522 amino acids.